Molecule: messenger RNA, 446 nt
Organism: Rhizophagus irregularis DAOM 181602=DAOM 197198
Lineage: Eukaryota; Fungi; Glomeromycota; Glomeromycetes; Glomerales; Glomeraceae
Source: RefSeq, a predicted model, not a curated record
UUUUACUUAUAUUAAUUUUAUGACAUUUCACCUGAAAACUUUUAGUAAGGUUCCUUCUAAUGAUUUGUAUCAAGACAUUUUAAAAUAUCAUUUAGUAGCAAAUCGACAACCAAAUUUAAUAAUCUUACGUAUUGAUUCAAUAAUGAGCAAGCAAUGCUCAUUUGUUCCUGGAUUCAAGGAACAAAGAAAACAAAUUUAUUAUGAAUUUCGAUUGCUUACUCGUGAGAGUCGUGAUGGAUUUAAUAGAGAAAUAUUUCAUACAGUGUGUGAUAAAGAAUACCCUACAAUUACAAUUAUGAGAUUGCAAAAUGAAACAUUAGCUAGGAAAACUUUAAGAGUUUUCUUUUUAGUAUAGGUAAAGAAAUAAUUUAUCUAGAGUUCAAGAUUAUAAUAAGGCUAUAUACCAAAAUGUGGAUGGUCCAAAAUUUUAAUGAGUUAAUGUUUUU